Molecule: messenger RNA, 2816 nt
Organism: Aricia agestis (brown argus)
Lineage: Eukaryota; Metazoa; Arthropoda; Insecta; Lepidoptera; Lycaenidae
Product: DDB1- and CUL4-associated factor 8-like
Exons: 12
Coding region: 220-2154 (644 amino acids)
Cellular component (GO): cytoplasm; Cul4-RING E3 ubiquitin ligase complex
Molecular function (GO): protein binding
Source: RefSeq, a predicted model, not a curated record
CCUUUGCAGGCAACUGCACUCAAAAAUAGAACAAAAAUUAAAUCUUCUAAAGGUCCUCACUCCACUCCUCAAUCCUUUUAUAGAUUUUUAUUAGCUUAUUUUAAUUAAAAUUCCAGCUGUAGCUUUUAGAAUAUCAAUUUCUCAGAGCUAAUAUUUACUAGUGAUACUAACACUGUGCUACGAGUGUUUGAUUUUUCGUAUAAUUACGACGUAACUGAAAUGGAAGAAAAUUCAUCGAGUGACGACGAAAUGAAAACACCGUUGAGACCCCAAUUAGGUGGAAAAAAGAUUAAACUGAACGAUGGUAGCUCUCAAGAUAGUUUAAAAGAAUCGGAUGCUUUAGCUUCUGGGAGUAAGGACGAACCAGAAGAAAACGUAGAUAGCGGAUUGUCGGCCGAUAAGUCUGAAAGUACAAGUAACGAUGACAAGGUCGAAAGUCUAGUGACAAUGGGACCAAUGAACGAAGUUGUUUCAGUUGCACCUUCCAGCAGUAACGUAAGGACCAUCCUUUUGAAUAUCCGCAGACCACGUCGAAGUAGGAAUUAUAGGAAGCGAAAGACCCCAGGUGCAGAUUCAGACAGUAACACUUCGAGGGAUUCUGAUGAUUUGUCCGGUGAUGAAAAUCAAGAUAGGACAAUUGAUAAUAUCCUUUCCGAUGAGGACAGCAAUUCCGAAUUGUCAGAAGAAUCACAUAGUGUUACAACCAGUACUAGCAGUUCUGCUGUAGAGACUGAUGAGGAUAACCUCAGGUCGGACAGUGAUGACAGUCCAUGGCUGAGAAUGGAUGAGGAAGAGGAAACUGGAAAGAAACCAUCAGUGCUCUCAAAAACUAGACCAAAACAUUCAUAUAUUAUUUUAAGAGAGAUAAUAAAUAGGGAGAUGGGCUUGACAUUUCCUUAUGGCAAAAAGGUACAAGAUGAUGUGAUUUUUGAGCAAAAGUUUUAUGGUUCUCUACAUGCUGUAUAUAGAAUGGAAUAUUUGCAUAAUUUAAUUAAACAUAAGGGAUGUGUUAAUUCAAUAAAUUUUCAUCCAGAAGGACGUUUACUGGCAUCUGGGUCUGACGAUACACAUGUGAUUGUUUGGGACUGGGCUAAAAAGAAAGUCUUACAGAAUAUUAAGACUGGUCACAAAUCUAAUGUAUUCCAAAGCAAAUUCCUGUAUCUGAAUGCUGAUAGUCAAAUUAACCUAGCAACAUGCGCUAGGGAUGGUCAGGUACGUCUGAUCCAAGCGGGCGGAUCCGGCGGCACAUCCCGCCGGCGUAUAGCUGCACACUCGCGCGCCGCACACAAGCUGCACGUGAGCGCCGCCGAGCCGCACGUCGUGUUGUCCGCAGGCGAAGACGGCCUCGUUCUCCGUGCUGACGUCCGCCAUGAUAGACCCAGCAAAUUGAUCCACGUCCGUCAGUCUGGCAGCUUCAUCCCGCUGUACAGCGUGGCUGGUCACCCGCUGUGCUCCCACGAGCUGCUGCUGGCCGGCCGCGACCGCUUCCUCCGAGUGUACGACACGCGACACCCCCUCAAACCCCUCGCUAAAUACUGCCCCGGAGAGUUCUUGGACUCCAUGGGCAAAAAGAAGAAGCCAAUGCAUUUGACGUGCGCUAUUUAUAACCACGACGGCUCGGAGAUACUAGGUUCCUACAACGAUGAAGACAUUUACUUAUUCGACGCUAAAAAGGAUAUUCAUGAUGAAGACUCAAACGACGGCAAAGACGGUUACACGCAUCGGUAUAGCGGCCACCGUAACAGUGCUACAUACAAGGGCGUCGCAUUCUUCGGGCCCAAGAGCGAGUACAUCGUGUCCGGCUCCGACUGCUCCAAUAUCUACAUCUGGGAGAAGAAGUCCGAGGCGAUAGUGCAGUGGAUGGAGGGAGACGUACAUGGUGUGGUAAAUUGUAUCGAGUCGCACCCUAGGUUCCCUGUAAUGGCUACCAGUGGUCUAGACAAAGAUGUCAAGAUUUGGAUUCCGAAACGACAACAGGACCCCGACUAUGCCGGAUUAGAAAAAGUGGUACGUGAAAAUAGCGUCAAAGCUCAGGGGUGUAGCUUCAAAGAUUUUUUACCUACGUUCUAUAGCGCGUUCCCCACUGAUCGAGACGAUGACCCGCCCUAUGGAGGAAAUAUUGAGUUCGAAGGAAACGUGUGCACGGCCUUUUAGCACCGCCUUACUUAUUAAAAUUUAUAUCGAUAUAAAAUCGAUUACAUACUUAGAAUCGAUUUUGGUUGUCUCAACUUAAAGAAGAUUGUUGAACUUAUUCAUACCCAUUCGAUUUACAUUCGUAGAAUUGAUUUUUAUCAAGACAUUUUCAGACACAUAGAAACUGUAGUGAUAAAAAUUUAAAAUAUGAUUUUAUGUCUAACAAUGAUUAAUAUAACAUCUAAGUAGUUUUCCGAAUAAGAUUUUUGUUUUAUCAAAAAGUACGCAACUAUUUUAUUCUAUUCCUAGACAGUUUGUUUUGGAACAGAAUAAAAUGGUUCAUGUUGCCUUUCUUUCUUUGAAAUAUUUCAAUUAAUAUGUUAUCGUAAUUUAGUUUCAUUUAUAUAGUUUUAUCAUAGUAUGUAUGUAAAUAUCUGUGUAACAUUGUAGAUUUACUUUGCCCGUUUACUAAUCAAAAUAUUAACACACCGAAUAACUAUACAUACAAACUUGGCUGUUUUUGUCAGACCUAUUUGAAAAGUCACAAGACAGAGUGAAACAGAAGAUCUUGUAUAGUUAUCCGCUGUGUAAAUAUUUUACUAGUAAGGUGGUUAGCAUAUUAUGCAUUAUCAUAUCAUAAUACAUACAUAGUAGUAGCUCAUUUACCAGUUUUAUUUCAAUUU